AUGACAGAUAACCAUCAGAGGAGAUUUGGAACUUCUGCAGAAGAAGAUAGAAUCAGUAACUUGCCAGAGAACUUGAUUGACUCGAUCUUAGAGAAGCUCCCAAUUCAAGAUGCUAUAAGGACAAACAUUCUAUCAAAAUACUGGAGGUACAAAUGGACCACAAUGACGAAACUGGUUCUUGAUAAGCAAUUUUCAGAUAAGUUUGCCAAAAAGGGAGCUUUUGAUCCUAAUGGGUUUAUAAGGAUCACAAACCAAAUCUUGAACCUUCAUAAAGGUGCCAUCUUGAAGUUAUAUCUCCAUAUACCCGAUAUGAUUCUUGAUAGUUUCCAAGAAGUCGAUCAGUGGAUUUUACUCUUGUCAAGAAACGGUGUAAGGGAGCUCAUCCUUGCUAAUUCAAAUCAAUGUUAUCAACUUCCAUCUUUUGUGUAUUCGUCUCUAAAAUUGAGGAAAUUGCAAUUCCAAACAGCCUGUAUCUUCAAUCCACCGCUUGAUUUACAAGGCUUUCUCUAUCUCAAAGCUCUUUUUUUCUCCAAUGUUAUAUUCGGGGCAAGCUUACAUGGAAAACUCAUCAACUUACCAGAGCUUAAAUAUUUGAAACUGAUGUACUGCAUUAAUGUUCACCAUUUUAAUAUCCAAGCUACAAACCUGGAAACUUUGAUUGUCAUCACUUACCCUGAUGCUACAUUGCCCCAGUUGUCACACAGUCAAUGCCUUACAUAUGUCUUGAUGUAUACCCUGACAUCAACACAAAGUGUAGCACAAGCAGAACGAACAAAGCUAGUUACGUAUGUACGUAACUUGCCUAACACUCUACAGUUUUCAAUCAGUGAAAAGGUUCCGACGUGGCUUCCAGGCGUGGCUAAUAGAUCAAGGCAUUGGGGCUUCAUAGAUAUAAAAUUAGACGAUUUGGAUCAAGUUCAAGGUGCUUUGUUUAUGCUUCGGAACUUACCUAAUUUAGAACGCCUUUCUGUGCUGAAGGGGCUUCCGAGCGUGAAUUUGGAUGAGCAACCAGCAAUAAGUUAUUUGGAAGCCUCAGGCUGUUCGAUUCAGACAUUCAACCAGUUGAAAAUUGUAGAAAUUCUAUUAAUAGAAGGAUCAAAACCGGAGCUGCUCUUUAUAAAGCUUUUACUGGCUCAUUCUCCUAUCCUUGAAAAGAUGACAAUCCAACUCAAUGGACCUGCGGAUGCUCAUAAGAGUCUCAACUUCGCUAAGGAGGUGAUGAGGUUUCGACGAAUUUCAGCAAAUGCAGAAAUGUUGUUAUUGGAUCCCUGA
Erigeron canadensis is the source of this 1272-nucleotide messenger RNA. RefSeq names its product F-box/FBD/LRR-repeat protein At1g13570-like. Lineage: Eukaryota; Viridiplantae; Streptophyta; Magnoliopsida; Asterales; Asteraceae. The record is from RefSeq and is a predicted model, not a curated record. The coding region runs from base 1 to 1272 and encodes 423 amino acids. Gene Ontology annotation, molecular function: protein binding. The transcript is spliced from 4 exons.